Messenger RNA from Boeremia exigua, 1977 nucleotides. RefSeq lists its product as uncharacterized. NCBI's taxonomy places the organism in Eukaryota, Fungi, Ascomycota, Dothideomycetes, Pleosporales, Didymellaceae. The record is from RefSeq and is a predicted model, not a curated record. The transcript has a single exon. Bases 1 to 1977 code for a protein of 658 amino acids. Gene Ontology annotation, cellular component: nucleus.
AUGCCGCGCAAACGCACCACCCCCAAGCGCCAAACCAAACUCUCGUUCUCGCCCACCGCGAAACCAACUGCGCCGGCUACAACCACCGCGCCGAAGAAAAGCGCGCGCGCGAGCAAAAGGCAGACGAAAAUCGAUGUGCGCAAUAUCGCGCCCAAGGGGAGGCUGAGGCGGGGGAGUGAGUCGAGUGAGGAUGAGCUGCAGGAGGGGUUGCAGGGGUUGCCGGUGAGGGCGCGGAGUGAUGGGGUGUUUGGGGUUGGGGGGGCGAGUGAGGAGGAGGAGAGCGGGGAGUCGCAGAGCGAAGAGGAGAAGCCGAAGAGAGCGGGGCGAGGGGGCCGGGGAAAGCAGUCAGAGAGCGAGGAGGAGAAGCCGAAGAGAGCGGGGCGAGGGGGCCGGGGAAAGCAGUCAGAGAGCGAGGAGAGCGACGAGUCGCAGAGCGAGGAGGAAAAGCCGAAGACGAGGCCGAAACGAGGGAGUCGGAAGCGCCAGCGCGCAGAGAGCAGCGAUGAGGGCACGGUCACGGUUGUACAGCGGAAGCGGGCGCGGCAGGCUGAGUCUGAGGACGACGAGGAGCUGAGAGUCCCCGGAAAACGACGGAGGGUUGGGCGGGGAGAGGCGACGGAGAGCGAGGAGGAGCCUGCACCACCGCGGAGCGUACGGCGCAGACUCACGAAGCGACCGGCUGCACCAGACGACGACGAGGACACGUCACAGCAGAUAACUCCAGACGAGGGAGAGGAAGAAAACGGCAGUGGAGCUGACAGCGACGCCGAGGAGCAGGAGGAGCUGAAGGAGGAGCUGGCAUUCCUACGCUCUUCGCCGCCGUCCGGACUGCGGAGUACACAGGACCGGCCUAAGAACAAGCGGCAGGAGGCCCUCGAAGCGCUCAAGAGACGGCGUGCUGGCAGCACCCAGGAGCCUCCCUCCACUCCGGCCCGCAAACCGCGCGUCGUUGUCGAGUCUGAGUCCGACUCGGGCUCUGAGCUUGAGAUCAUCAAGGAGGAGCCAGACAGCGAUGAAGUGGGAGACCCCGAGAGCUCGGUCGAAGAUGACGACGAGGACGAUGACCGGGAAGCCAAUGCCUUAGACAUGUUCCAGGAAGACGAAGACGACACGGGCUUCAUCGACGACGACCCAGACGCUGUCAUUGGCGAGCCGGACGACGACCAGGCGCAGCUGCCCAUGCAGUUCAGCAGCAUGUCACGCGCGAAACCAAAGGAUCUGUUCAAGUACGCUGUCGAGUGGAUGGUCAUGAAGAAGAUCCACCCCGGCUUCAACCCCAACGACGAGAUCUACGAGCUCACCUUCCGCAAACUCGGCGACGAAGUCAAAGGUCUCGCGUCAUCGAAAUUCACCUCAGCAGCCUGGACGUCCGACUUCACGCGAGCUAUCAACGCGCGGCCCGAUCUCUUCAUCAACGACAUUGGCGGCGUACGCAGAGAACUCCUAAGCGACCACUGCGAAGCAUGCAACCGCAAGAACCACCCCGCCACCUUCGAGCUGUCGCUGACCGGCACGCCCUACAACCCCGAGUCGCUCGAGCCGCUUGACUCUGCCGGCUCCGACUCCGACUCCAACUCCGACUCGGACAGCUCGCUCAGCGCCAGCGAAACCAACCUCAACGGCGAGAAGCCCACGCGCGACUUCCGCGGCGACCGCAUCCCGCCCGCCUCUAAGACGUUCACGCUAGGCAGCACAUGCAAGGCCAACGCGCAGGUCGCGCACACGCUGCACCACUGGCGCUACCACCUCAACGACUGGGUCAAGGACUGGCUGCAGAGCAACGGACACUUGACGCCGGAGAAGCUGGUCAAGCGCGACAAGAAGAGCGACCGCCGCCGGGAGAAGGAGGCGCGCAAGAUCGUCGACGAGAUGGAGAGCAAGGGCGAGAUUCGCAAGCUGCACCGGUUGUAUAAGGAUCAGGUUCAGUUUGCGGUCGAGGCUGUUAACGAUUUCAAGCGCGGGUGGGGGAGGAGGUGA